Tachyglossus aculeatus (Australian echidna) is the source of this 1332-nucleotide messenger RNA. Its product is annotated as protein piccolo-like. Bases 283 to 1311 code for a protein of 342 amino acids. The transcript is spliced from 9 exons. The record is from RefSeq and is a predicted model, not a curated record. Lineage: Eukaryota; Metazoa; Chordata; Mammalia; Monotremata; Tachyglossidae.
UUCCAACCACCACCUCCAGAGACCUCCAGGGAGAGGAGCCAGUGCCGGUCGCCGCGACCAGGAACGUGAGUACGGACUGAUGCCAAGGAGGCACAGCACGGGCAGAACUACACCAGGUGGAGGGCCAGAGGGCAUCGCGGACCUGUUCUCCAUCUCAUCACCAGACCAUUCAAGCGCUCCCUGGCAAUAAGCAGCCAGGAGGGCAUCCACUCAUUCCCCGGCAGAAAGCAACAGCCACAGAAGAUCCCGCUCCUCCUGCUGCCGCCACCCAAGCUCCCGGGCAUGGCCUUCAAUACCACCCCGCAAAAGAUGUCCAGCUCCCAGGCGGCCCCUGAGAGGGUCGGGGUGCGGGAAUCGGUCAAGCCCCGUGAGACCCUCCGGGACCUCCUCUACGGUCCGAAGUCCCAGAGGGCCAGUUCCACACCCACCACGACCCACCGGGACUCCUUCCAGCCCUGGAACGCGGAGCCCCCCAUCUUCUACGGCGAGAAGCCCUCCGAGGCAGGGAAGCUCCUGUCCCCCAACAAGAAUGCGGAGCUGGAAGCCACAAGCCAGAAAGACCACUGCAAGACGCAAGAGGUGCAGCCAGUCCCCCCAAAGAGCCUGGCAUCUAAUCUAGCUUUCCAAGGCGAACAUGACAUGUGUACCACCCACCAGCUGUCUUUCCAGCCCCAGACCGUCGGGCCCCCCAAGUCUCAGGCCCCGAACUGGGGCCAAAGCGAGAUCCUGGGUCCCCGAGCCCCCAUGGACUGCAUCACGAUCUACCAGAAAGACUUCCCGGCCCCCAGCCGCCUGCCACCCCCCGACAACCUCGGUCCCCACUGGGGGAACAGCAUGGACUCCCAAACUUCCUGCAAUUGCUGGCCAAUCUGGCCGGGUGAGCCGGGGUGCCAGGGGAUGGCUGGGUUUGACGAGAACGCGGUGACCAAGGCGGCGGGCAUUCAGGUUCCAUUAAACCACCGGCCCACCAUGCAGAGUAGUCUUGGGGCUAAGAUGAAUGAAGGAACGAUGUCAAGCCAGGCCCCGCCGGUCCACGCGGGCAGUGAGGGAGAGCAGACCUUCUCCGCCGUGCACAGGAAGAACUUCAGGACGACCCAGCAGCCCUCCAGCUUGAUGCAGGCUUACGUGUCCUGGCAGCAGGAGCAACAGAGAAGCCCAUUUCCAUCAUCGCCCCGGCCUGAUACACCCCAAGGCGCCUGCCCCCCGGCCCAGCCCCCUGCAAGGAGAGAGGGGCGGCCCUUAGCGGGCGGCCCGCUCCCCCAACGGGCCCCUUCCCGCCAUUCCAGCUGGGGCGGCUCCCCAACCAAUUAAAACCCAAGCACUCGGGAGGUU